AUGGAGCUCCCGCCGAUGAACCUACGGGCAAUUUCGUCAUUUCUCCUCUGCACCAUCCUUCUCUCUUCCAUGGACUUAUCAUGGUCGUUGGGAUCUGCCUCUAACGUCUCCUAUGAAACCGAUCGUCUUGCUUUGAUCAACUUCAAACAUCUCAUAACCAACGAUCCUCUCCAAUCUUUGAGCUCGUGGAACCAUACUCUCCACUUCUGCCAGUGGAAGGGGGUCACAUGCGGUCGCCAACUUCCUCAAAGAGUCACCGCUUUGAACCUCAGUGGCCAGAGCAUGGUGGGCCCCAUAUCUCCUUACAUUGCAAACCUCACCUUCCUCAGCAUAAUCGAUCUUGCAAACAACAGCUUCCAUGGGAUGAUUCCUGAAGAGAUUGGCCGUUUGUCACACUUGCAAUCUCUCAUUCUGGCCAAUAACACAUUCACCGGAGAAAUUCCAGCAAAUCUGACCCACUGUUCCGAACUCAAAGUCCUUAAUUUUCGCUGGAACCAGCUCACAGGGAGGAUUCCAACUGAGCUUGGCUCUCUAUUGAAGCUCACCUUUUUGUCCCUUCGUCACAACAGUCUUACAGGAAUCAUCCCGCCUUCACUUGGAAACCUUUCAUCUCUCACAGCCCUUGGUCUCUCAAGAAAUAGUCUGGAAGGCAGCAUGCCAGAAGACCUUGGUCGGUUGGUGAGGUUACGCCAUCUUGCCAUAGCUGAGAAUGAAUUGUCAGGUAGGAUUCCAGAAGAGAUUGGCCGUUUGUCGCGCUUGCAAUCUCUCAUUCUGGCCAAUAAUACAUUCACCGGAGAAAUUCCAGCAAAUCUGACCCACUGUUCCGAACUCGAAGAACUUUAUUUUUGGGGGAACCAGCUCACAGGGAGGAUUCCAACUGAGCUUGGCUCUCUAUUGAAGCUCACCUCUUUGUCCCUUCGUCACAACAGUCUUACAGGAAUCAUCCCGCCUUCACUUGGAAACCUUUCAUCUCUCACCGUCCUUGAUCUCACGUGUAAUAGGCUUGAAGGCAGCAUCCCAGAAGACCUUGGUCGGUUGGUGAGGUUAAGUGCUCUUAGCAUUGGUUUAAAUGAACUGUCAGGUACGAUUCCACCCCAACUAUACAAUAUCUCCUCUAUUACCAUUUUGGGAGUGGUAGAGAACAAAUUGCAUGGAAAUCUUCCACCAAACUUAGGCCUCACUCUUCCAAAUCUCCGAGGGCUUUACUUCUCACUAAAUCAAUUCACAGGAUCCAUACCGGUUUCAUUAUCCAAUGCUUCAGGACUCGUGAUUAUUGACCUUAGUAAUAACAUCAUUAGUGGUUCCGUGCCUAUGAAUUUUGGAAGCCUCAAGGGUCUCAACAAACUACAUCUAGGCGGCAAUCAGCUCGGACUUGGGAAAGCUCAUGACUUGAAUUUUCUUGAUUCUUUGACCAAUUGCAGUAGAUUGCUGGAACUGGAAAUAAGCAAUAAUUACCUCAGUGGUGUGUUGCCCGAUUCCAUGGCUAAUCUUUCGACCCAACUGAGAUGGCUGAAUAUUGAAAGUAACAGGAUAUUCGGAAACAUCCCAUCUGGGAUUCAGAAUCUUGUUGGACUAACAGCACUGAUAAUAGGGCAGAACUUUCUAACAGGUAAUAUUCCCGUUGGUGUUGGGAAGCUUAACAAGGUGGAGGUACUUUUAUUGGGUGGAAAUGAAUUGUCGGGGCAAAUUCCGUCUUCCUUGGGCAACAUCUCCCGACUGUACAAACUCUUUUUACACCAAAAUAAUCUAAUAGGGAGCAUACCUUCAAGCCUCGGAAAUUGUACAUACAUGAAGUUCAUACGCCUCGGAGAUAAUAAUUUUAGUGGUAGCUUGCCCAAACAACUUUUCAGCUUUACCUCUUUAAUUGAACUCCAUGUUGGAAACAAUUUUUUUACCGGUAAUCUGCAGAUGGAAACCGGAAACUUGAAAAGUCUCCGGACACUGAAUGUUUCUAAUAACAAAUUGUCAGGAGAAAUUCCAAGCUUGUUAGGCAAUUGUCUUAGCCUGGAGUAUCUCUGGUUGGAUGGGAACUUCUUUCAGGGAUCAAUUCCUUCAGCAUUUAGUACUCUAAGAGGCCUUCAAUCCCUGGAUCUUUCAUGUAACAUCUUGUCUGGAAAGAUUCCACAAUACCUGGAGAACCUUUCUGCAUUGCAGUAUCUAAAUUUAUCUUUCAACAAUUUCGAGGGUGAAUUAUCAAAACAAGGGGUCUUUGGAAAUGCCAGUCAAAUUUCAGUGCUCGGAAAUAGUAAGCUUUGUGGGGGUAUUCAAGAAUUGCAAUUGCCAGCAUGCUCUCACCAAGUUUCCAAGAAAGGGGGGAUAUCUCUUGCUUCAAAAGUGAAAAUCUCCAUAAUUAGUGUUGUCAUGUUUCUUAUUUCACUAUCAUGUUCCUUUACCACUCUUUAUUGGGUAAGAAAGUCAAGAAGGAAACCCCUUGAUGUGCCUUCUAUGGAGGAUCCUUUCAUGAACGUGUCAUAUGCAGAGCUCUAUAAAGCGACAGAUGGCUUCUCUUCUGCAAAUUUGAUUGGCAGUGGAAGUUUCGGUUCUGUAUAUAAAGGAAGCCUAGAUCGAGAUGGAAUUGUUAUUGCAGUGAAAGUCCUCAACCUUCAGCAGCAAGGAGCUACGAGGAGCUUUAUGGCCGAAUGUGAAGCCUUGAGAAAUGUUAGGCAUCGGAAUCUUAUUAAAAUCUUAACUUGUUGCUCAAGCAUUGACUUUAAGGGCAAUGAAUUCAUGGCUUUAGUUUUUGAGUACAUGCCCAAUGGAAGUCUAAGCAAGUGGCUGCACGGAGAUGGGCAUGAUCAGUUGGGGAGGAAUUUAAACUUUAUUCAAAGGCUAAAUAUAGCUAUUGAUGUGGCUAAUGCACUGGAUUAUCUACAUCACCAUUGCCAAACACCGAUCAUUCAUUGUGAUUUAAAGCCGGAUAACAUUCUCCUCGAUGAUGACAUGAUUGCUCAUGUGGGUGACUUUGGGUUAGCGAGGUUCCUAUCUGACGUUCCUCAAACCAGCUCGGUUGGCGUGAAGGGAUCUACUGGGUACAUCGCUCUAGAGUAUGCGAUGGGCGCUAAAGCAUCUACACAAGGUGACGUUUACAGCUAUGGAAUCCUUCUAUUGGAGAUGAUAACUGGAAAGGGGCCAACUGAUGAUAUGUUUAAAGAUGAUCUAAGCCUUCAUCAUUUUGCUAAGUUGUCAUUGCCUGAACGAGUAAUGGACAUUGUCGAUCCAGUUCUCUUAGAAGAAGCCAAAGUUACUCAAGGCAGCGGAAAUCAUACUAACACAAGAAAAAGAAUGCAUGCUUGCUUAAUUUCAAUGGUCAGAAUUGGUGUGUUGUGUUCUGCAGAAUCUCCAAGAGAACGAAUGGAUAUGAAAGGUGUUGUCACAGAAAUGCAUAAAAUCAAGAAUUUAUAUCUGGGUGUCAGGAUUCAGCAAGAUGAACAAGUUAUGUCACAACUGUCAGGUGAAGAUCCAUCUUACCUCAGUUAUUACUAAGAUAUUAUUGGUAGUUAUAUUGAGAAGAUUUUAAAAUAAAAUGAGCUUGUUGAAAAUACUUUUCUUAACAAGCUUUAGAUAUGUUUAGUAUUGGCAUAAGAGUAUGCUUUUAAUAUUUACGGUGAAUGAUGGAAAGAUGUCUUCUUCUUCUUUUUUCUUUCUUUUAUUUCGUGUAAUUCAAAGGGCGAUCAUAUCAUGAAUGUAAUGAGACAUAGACAUCAUCAUUUUUACAUUAAGAAUACUAUUAGGAUUUUGAGAUGUGUAAUAGCUGUGACAU
This is a messenger RNA of Magnolia sinica, 3760 nucleotides long. Its product is annotated as probable LRR receptor-like serine/threonine-protein kinase At3g47570. Gene Ontology annotation, molecular function: protein kinase activity; protein binding; ATP binding. The transcript is spliced from 2 exons. Gene Ontology annotation, biological process: protein phosphorylation. The record is from RefSeq and is a predicted model, not a curated record. NCBI's taxonomy places the organism in Eukaryota, Viridiplantae, Streptophyta, Magnoliopsida, Magnoliales, Magnoliaceae. The coding region runs from base 1 to 3483 and encodes 1160 amino acids.